AUGACGAAGCUCAUCUUGUCUCCGACCAUUUCGCGGCGUUUGCGAGAAAUCGCCGCUACAAAUUCACAGCAUGAUGCAUUGCAAUCGCUGCGAGCCGCGCUGGCAGACCAACCUUUGCAGCAGGCGGAAAAGAUGACUGCACAAAGCCCAGCGGUACCCGCACCCAGCGCGGAAAAGCAAGAGCAAGCGGUGGUGUUGGAACAUACGCUGCUGAUCAGUAUCGCAAGCUGGGCAUCCACACAGCUCGGUGCUGAUGGAAAUGGAGGGGAUGACGGCGCUUUCAAGCUUUCGGCCCUCGUCAGGGGUUCCCGCGUCCAUGUGCCGCCCAAACCAGUCUUCCUCAGGUCAAAGGAGCUGGAAGAGUCUCUGGCAGCGAUACGCAAAGCGCACGAACAGGCCGAAUACUCGCGCAUGUCGAGCUCAACCACGCACACCACCGGUGCAUACAAAAUCCCCUCUUCCUACACCAACAUCGCUGGCGUCGAUCCAACGCUUCCCCUCGCACAGCGUUUUGCAUCGUCUACGCCAACAUCGCUCGAUCCUGCGUCGCGCAAAGCAAUGGCCGAGAACGAGGAGCAGGCGUGGCGCGAUGCACAGCGUCAACUCAGCGUCAUGCUCAACAUCUUCCUCUCGGCCCUCGCCACGGCCACAGCUGCGUGGUGGGCAAGCGGAAACGCUUCCCCGGCCCACAAGGUGCUCGUCUCCAUGUUCGUCGCACUCCUCACGGCCCUCGCCGAAGUUGUCCUCUACAACCGAUACCACAUCUACGUCAGUCAGAGCAAAAAAAUCAAGGCCACCCGAUUAAAGGGAUCAGACGUAAAGUCGAACCUCCCUCCAUCCUUUGCGCCUCUACAACUCGAUACCCUCCAACCUUCCAAAGAGUCCAGACAGCUUCAGAAACGGGACAAGAGCGCACAACCAACAUGA
Molecule: messenger RNA, 927 nt
Organism: Moesziomyces aphidis
Lineage: Eukaryota; Fungi; Basidiomycota; Ustilaginomycetes; Ustilaginales; Ustilaginaceae
Source: the annotation of a GenBank genome assembly